Leptinotarsa decemlineata (Colorado potato beetle) is the source of this 1986-nucleotide messenger RNA. It is a transcript of the gene Mrgn1, whose product is annotated as Mahogunin ring finger 1. NCBI's taxonomy places the organism in Eukaryota, Metazoa, Arthropoda, Insecta, Coleoptera, Chrysomelidae. The record is from RefSeq and is a predicted model, not a curated record. Gene Ontology annotation, molecular function: ubiquitin protein ligase activity. Gene Ontology annotation, biological process: protein ubiquitination. Gene Ontology annotation, cellular component: cytoplasm.
AUAAUGAAUGACAUAUGACAUAUAUUGGAGAGCCAGGCCAGAUGUUGACAGUGUUUGCAGUGAGAAAAAAUUUGAAAAAUAAAUAAUGGAAUUUUGAAAUAAUUCUAUACUGUAAUAUUUCUAUAAUUUUUUUUAAAGAAAUGGGUGCAUUGCUAACCACUAGACAACAUGAUGGGGUUGAAGAAAUUGAUGUCGUCUCAAAUCAUGCAUAUAAGUACCCACCUAGAUCAGGAAAUUACUUUGGAAGCCACUUCAUAAUGGGCGGAGAAAGAUUUGACACUCCACAGCCAGAAGCAUAUUUGUUUGGCGAGAAUUCAGACUUGAAUUUUCUUGGGAAUAGACCUACUCCGUUUCCUUAUCCACCCCCUCAACCUAAUGAACCUACCAAAACACUGAAGAGCUUGGUGAAUAUUAGAAAAGAAUCUCUUAGAUUUGUGAGAUCUACUAAUGAGUAUAGCAAAUUAAAUAUGGAGAAAUGUGGAUACAAAGAUGUUGAGCUGGGAACUAACACUACGUUUAACAUAGAAUUCACAUUUGACUGUGAUGUUGGAUGUGCUAUCACAAUAUAUUACUUUUGUUCAGAAGAAUUCACUUCCAAUGGAGUAUCGUAUAUUCCUCGUGAUCCAUCUCUAACUUCAGAGACAUUCCAUUACGUUCGAGGUUCUAACCAGCAAUUUUGUCAGCCAUCACAUGUUUUUAACCCAGCAAAAUACAGUGAAGAUGAAUUAUUGUAUGAUGUUGAUAGAGAACUUAUACCCAUAGCAAUACAUUGUGUGGCGGAAGAGGGACCUGAAGAAAUGCGUCAAUCACAUACUACUGUGGCUACAGUUGAAAAAAUAACAGACGGUACAUACCUCCUAAAAGCCUUGAAGCGUUACGCUGGAGGUGAUGAUGAUACAGAAGACAACGGUUCAGAAUGUGUAAUUUGUAUGUGUGAUGUUCGAGACACUCUCAUUUUGCCAUGUCGUCAUCUAUGUUUAUGCAACUCAUGUGCUGAUUCACUGCGUUAUCAAGCAAACAAUUGUCCAAUUUGUCGAGCUCCAUUCAGGGCACUUCUUCAAAUACGAGCACUACAAAAAUGCACAAAUUCAAAUUUAGCUCCAAUCAGUCCACCAGAUGGUAGUUGCGACAAUAUUCCUCCUGGAUAUGAAGCUGUUUCCCUCAUAGAGGCCUUAAAUGGUCCGUGCACUCCUCGCCAACCUCCUUCAGCUAUGCCAGAUCUUGUUGAAACUCCAGAAAAUGAACAUGCUAUUCAGGCAGCUCAAAUUCUUAACAGACAAUGCGACCGAAGCACACCAACUAAAAACCGGAACACUGAGUCACCUAGUCCAGACUAUGGAGUAUCUGUUAUGAUUGCUCCCAGGAGAGAUGAUGUCAAUAAAGAAGCGACAAAAUGUCCUUUAUUGGAAAGGGAGAAAGAUAGGAGAAGAAAUAAAGACAAUAUGAAGAUGGUGAAUGAAAAGAAAGAAGUGAAUCCAGAUGAAGAUAGUGAAUCAGAGAAACUCUCUCCCUUAUUGCAGAAAAAUCGCAGCAUCAACCGGGACGGUAAUGAUUUAGCUUUAGAUAUGGAUGAUGUUGUGGAUGCUAUUGAUGAUGGUGACACAGAUCUAGAAGAGCAGCAUCCUACAGCUGAAAAAUCAAAAACCUAUGGUGAAAGAGGGGACGAAUCAGACUAUUACACACCUGACGAACCAGUACCUUCAGCUGGUCCUUUAUAUGAUGGAACAAACAUUAGUUCAUUGGAAAGUACACCUCAGCGACUACCAGGUACUCCCUUAUCACAUGCCAGCAUUCGCAGCAGUGGAGAUAGUUAUACCAGUGGUUCUAGUACAAGGCAUCUGUUAGCAGUAGCUGGCAAUGGUAAUAUUCAAGAGAGAUCAGUGAAUGUUUAAUUUUUUUGCAAUUCGUUAACUCGAAGGGAAAGUCUGCAUCAGGUCAACUUUUUUUGUUUUUAGAAAUUGGGAAAUAAAUUAAUAUUAAAAUAUA